AUGAAAAGCCUGUCCCAGCUCCCACCACCACCACCCCAGCUAGGGUUGCUCCCUUUUAACCUCGCGCCGCCACCCCCUUCAUCUCUAGACGCCCAUCUCCUCCACCAUCCGCCGCCGCCGCCGAAGGAGACGGAGGAGAAGAGGAUCCGGCCGUCUCCUCGCCCCCAUGGUACCGUACCCAUUCCGUCCUCGUGCUCCCAUUCCCAUCUUCUCACCUUCCUCCUCCUCGUCCCGCCUGUGACAUGUGACGCUAACUCGCGCGGCGUCCCGCAGGCGUCCGAGAAGAAGCAGUCGAACCCGAUGCGGGAGAUCAAGGUGCAGAAGCUCGUCCUCAACAUCUCCGUCGGAGAGAGCGGCGACCGCCUCACCCGCGCCGCCAAGGUGCUCGAGCAGCUCAGCGGCCAGACCCCCGUCUUCUCCAAGGCGAGGUACACGGUGCGGUCGUUCGGCAUCCGGCGUAACGAGAAGAUCGCCUGCUACGUCACUGUCAGGGGCGAGAAGGCCAUGCAGCUGCUUGAGAGCGGCCUCAAGGUCAAGGAGUACGAGCUGCUCAGGAGGAACUUCAGCGACACCGGGUGCUUCGGAUUCGGCAUCCAGGAGCACAUCGACCUUGGUAUCAAGUAUGAUCCAUCAACAGGCAUCUAUGGAAUGGACUUCUACGUCGUGCUCGAGCGUGCUGGCUACCGUGUUGCGCGCCGCAGGAGGUGCAAGUCCCGUGUCGGGAUUCAGCACAGGGUGACCAAGGAGGACUCCAUGAAGUGGUUCCAGGUCAAGUAUGAAGGUGUCAUCCUCAACAAGGCUCAGGCCAACACGUCGUAA
This is a messenger RNA of Miscanthus lutarioriparius, 819 nucleotides long. Lineage: Eukaryota; Viridiplantae; Streptophyta; Magnoliopsida; Poales; Poaceae. The record is from the annotation of a GenBank genome assembly.